Messenger RNA from Arabis nemorensis, 180 nucleotides. The record is from the annotation of a GenBank genome assembly. NCBI's taxonomy places the organism in Eukaryota, Viridiplantae, Streptophyta, Magnoliopsida, Brassicales, Brassicaceae.
AUGGGAAAGGAUUGCUUCUACGUCUGCUUUGAAGAUUAUCAUAACAAUACCUAUCACUGGUUUAGUCUCACUGAGGACCGUCGUUUGGUCUCGUUCCCGUUCCCGUCUCCGCCUAAGCCUCGCUUUGCUGCUCUCAUGGUUGGUCACGAGAUCUACUUCAUUGGUGGUCAUGUCGAUUAA